CCUCCUGGAGCCGCGGGCAUUCGGCUCUGACCUCGUCAGGGGGUGGGGUAGGUGAGAAUUUAGGCGAUUCGGAUUAGGACUAUCGCCAGCCUGCCAACAGCAGCACCAUUUCGGUGGAGAGACAACACAGAGAGAGAGAGAGAGACGGGCCGCCGCCCCCCACCCCCCUCGCCAGAACUGCUGCUUUCUCUGCUUCUCCGGAAUUCAAACCAGGAGCCUGGGGUCAGAGGGAGGCGCACACCGUUCUUCUUCCCACCUUGCCCGGCCCUCCAGCCGGCCGCUCUUCACCAGACCAGGAGCGGGAGGGAGGGGUUGCGAGAAGGCGGGGCCUUGGGAGAAGGCGGGACCAGCAGAGAGGACUGAACAACUAGGGGGGGGGGUGGGGGCGGUGGUGGUGGUGGUGGAAGAAGAGACACCCCCCUCCCCCGGGGGGUAAAAAAAAAAAAAAACAACCCAACAACUCCCAACUGACAGACGAGCUCUGUUCGUUGGCCACCCUCGUGGGAAGAGCACGGAUUUGACAGCUCCCAGGCGUGAGGACCGAUGCUGACCCCGCUGGGCAUGCUAGUGAGGUUUCCUGGCUCCUCGCAAAGACCUCCAACCCCGGUGAGAUAUUAAGUGGUCUGGCUGGUUGCCCCAUGCCCAUUAUUUUUAACCGUCUUCAGAAAAAAGACCUUCCUUCCAAGGCUGCCUCUUGUUGGAGUGAACUUUGUACGGUAGAGGACCCUCAGCAUCGGUUUCAGAGACGCUGCCGUCUGCUUUUCCCAGUCCUCCGCACUACGCGAGUCUGCAAUUGACGAUUGAAAUCCUAUGAUUGGCUCCCAACUAGAGCCCAGGCCGAAACCGAUUCAUCUCUGGGUGUAGCUCUCAAGGUGUUUUUGGCGACAUGGUGAAAGGAGACUGAAGAUUAAAAGUGGAGGGGGGGCGAGAAAUCCAAGGACGCGAUGGCUGAGGGGGAGAAUGAACUUAGGUGGGAGGGAUUGUGCAGCAGAGAUUCAGCUACUAGAGACACAGCGCUGGAAAACGUUAAACAAGCAAUCUUGAGGAAAACUGAGUCUCUUCGUUCUGUGAAAGAGCCGCCUUAUCGUUCAUCUGAACAGCUUUUAAAUGCCGUCUCUUGGGAUGGACUCAAUAAAAUCCUUGCUCGUCUGCUCAUGCUUUCAAAGCGGUGUCCCUUUAAAGACGUAAGAGAGAAAAGUCAAUCUAUUUUGAAAUGUGUCCAGGAACUUGGAAUUAGAAUUCCUCGACCACUAGGACACGGACCGAGCAGAUUCAUCCCAGAGAAGGAGAUUCUUCAAGUGGGUAAUGAAGAUGCCCAGAUGCACACUUUGUUUGCAGAUUCUUUUGCUGCUUUGGGUCGUUUGGAUAACAUUACCUUAGUGAUGGUUUUUCAUCCACAGUAUCUAGAAAGUUUCUUAAAAACCCAACACUAUCUACUACAGAUGGAUGGGCCACUCCCUCUUCAUUACCGACACUACAUUGGAAUAAUGGCUGCAGCAAGACACCAGUGCUCCUACCUAGUGAACCUUCAUGUAAAUGAUUUUCUUCAUGUUGGAGGAGACCCCAAAUGGCUCAAUGGUCUAGAGAAUGCACCUCAAAAACUACAGAAUUUGGGAGAACUAAACAAAGUGUUAGCCCAUAGGCCUUGGCUUAUUACCAAAGAACACAUUGAGCAACUUUUGAAGGCUGAAGAGCAUAGUUGGUCCCUUGCUGAAUUGGUACAUGCAGUGGUUCUACUCACACACUAUCAUUCUCUUGCCUCUUUCACAUUUGGCUGUGGAAUCAGUCCAGAAAUUCAUUGUGAUGGUGGUCACACCUUUCGGCCUCCUUCUGUCAGUAACUACUGCAUCUGCGAUAUUACCAAUGGCAAUCACAGUGUGGAGGACAUGCAUGUUAGCCCUGCAGGAAGUGUUUCAAUAACGGAUUCUUUUUGUGAGGUUGAAGCCCUCAUGGAGAAAAUGAAACAGUUACAGGAAUGUCGUGACGAAGAAGAAGCAAGUCAGGAAGAGAUGGCUUCACGUUUUGAGAUUGAAAAAAGAGAGAGCAUGUUUGUUUUUUCAUCAGAUGAUGAAGAAGUUGCACCAGCAAGAGAUGUAUCACGACACUUUGAGGACACUAGUUAUGGUUAUAAAGAUUUCUCUAGACAUGGGAUGCAUGUGCCAACAUUUCGAGUUCAGGACUAUUGCUGGGAAGACCAUGGUUACUCUUUGGUUAAUCGUCUUUAUCCAGACGUGGGACAGUUGAUUGAUGAGAAAUUUCACAUUGCUUACAAUCUGACCUAUAAUACAAUGGCAAUGCAUAAAGAUGUAGAUACGUCAACACUUAGGCGUGCAAUUUGGAACUAUAUUCACUGCAUGUUUGGAAUAAGAUAUGAUGACUAUGACUAUGGGGAAAUUAAUCAGCUUUUGGAUCGUAGCUUUAAAGUUUACAUCAAAACUGUAGUCUGCACUCCUGAGAAGGCCACCAAAAGAAUGUAUGAUAGCUUCUGGAGGCAAUUCAAGCACUCUGAGAAGGUUCAUGUUAAUUUGCUUCUUAUAGAAGCUCGGAUGCAAGCUGAACUACUUUAUGCUCUGAGAGCCAUUACCCGCUAUAUGACCUGAUGUCUUUCCUCAGUUCAAAAAGAUGACGGAAUGAUCAGAAGAUGGUAUCUACGGGGCGGGGAGGAAUGGAGCCCCAGGACCAAUGGUAGAUCCAGCAUUCACACCUCCAUUGUGCCAUGAUCCUUUUAGUUUCUGCUCUUUUACUGUGGGAAAACCACUCUGGGCACCAAUCAGGGGGUGCUUGGCUCCUCCUCCAAGGUUAGAGCUGUGAAGAAGGGCUGUGAUUCACAGGCUUCUGCCUCUAUGACAGUGUAAGAAGCUGUGUAACUCUCCAGAUCCCAUUGCUUUUAUGAUAAAAUAAGAUAACCAGACUUGGAGCAUGCAACAAUGGGACUUGGAUAAUGACUAAAGCUUAGUGAUACAUAAGGAAUUUUAGGAGAUUCUGGUGCUGCUCUUCCUGCCGGUGGAAAGAAUUAGACUGGCUGCCCCCGUUAAGCUAUUAGAAUACAGUGAACACUGCUACUAUCUGAGCCUCUGUAAUUUGUGUGGUUUAAAACAGAAUUUGCAUCUGUUAAUUUUGAAUUAAAAAUUUAAAAACCUAGACAAGCCUCACAUCUCAACAAUGACCGUUUUAAAGUUAACAGUUAAUUUUCUUCACUCUAGUUUUGCUUUUGAAAAUACUAUAUAGGACAAGUUUUAUUUUAAACAUUUAGUUACUGUGUGACACCAGUUAUGAUGGCCUUCCGAAGACGAUUCAGGCCUUCCCAGUGCAGUCUUCUGGGAAAGUGCUGCUGACAGCCGCAGGACAGCUUUCCUUGAGUAGUUUC
Molecule: messenger RNA, 3367 nt
Organism: Dromiciops gliroides (monito del monte)
Lineage: Eukaryota; Metazoa; Chordata; Mammalia; Microbiotheria; Microbiotheriidae
Gene: SESN1
Product: sestrin 1
Exons: 10
Coding region: 945-2600 (551 amino acids)
Biological process (GO): positive regulation of macroautophagy; regulation of response to reactive oxygen species; cellular response to L-leucine
Cellular component (GO): nucleus
Molecular function (GO): oxidoreductase activity, acting on peroxide as acceptor; L-leucine binding
Source: RefSeq, a predicted model, not a curated record